Messenger RNA from Mixia osmundae IAM 14324, 1431 nucleotides. RefSeq lists its product as uncharacterized. Gene Ontology annotation, cellular component: Golgi apparatus; membrane. The record is from RefSeq and is a predicted model, not a curated record. NCBI's taxonomy places the organism in Eukaryota, Fungi, Basidiomycota, Mixiomycetes, Mixiales, Mixiaceae. Bases 23 to 1105 code for a protein of 360 amino acids. The transcript is spliced from 7 exons. Gene Ontology annotation, biological process: retrograde vesicle-mediated transport, Golgi to endoplasmic reticulum.
GGACGGUCGACGUAGCAGUGAGAUGGCGUUUCUGCCAGUCCUACAGACUGUGCCGAUCGUGACACGAGCCUUCACGGUGGUGAUCGUGCUGUUGUCACUCAUCCUGACCGGCUUGCGGUUAUCGCUAGACGACCGUGAUGUCAAGGAUGUCUUCAACGGCGGUAUGGACAGCACGCUCGCCUAUCCCUGGAUCGUCCUCGUUCCCGGUCAGGCCAUCUGGAAGCCAUGGACGCUCUUCAUCUCCAGCUGGGUCGAAGUCAAUCUGUUCGAGAUGAUCUUCUCAGUCCUCACCUUUGUCAUGGCAGGCCGAUACCUAGAGCGAGUUUGGGGCCCGACAGAAUUCCUCAAGUUCAUCGUCGUCGUGACCGUGGCUUCGAAUGUCAUUGCGGUCGCUGUCAACAUCAUCGAGCACAUCCUCUUCCAAGGGACGGGCUUGUUCUUAUACGGCAUGUCAUAUCACGGCUUGAUGGGCCUACAAGCUGGCUUCCUCGUCGCGUUCACCCAAUUGAUACCGGAGCAUCAAGUCCAGCUCUUUGGUGGUCUCGUCAAACGUCGGGUCAAGGACUUGCCAAUGAUCUAUGUCGCCGUCUCCAACGUAGCCUGUAUCAUCGGCUACCAGUCGCCGUGGAUCCUGAUCCAAUUCGGCUGGCUCGUCUCAUGGUUCUAUCUGCGAUUCGUCAAAUGGAACGAGGGCGCAGACUUCCGAGGGGAUCGCUCCGAUACGUUUGCCUUUGCAAACUGGUUCCCGCCUUUUGCCCAGAAAUAUGUCGCCAAACUGUCAGAGUUCGUUUUCAGUCUGGCGAUACGGCUGCGACUCACAGAGCCCUGGGCGCCCAACGACGCAGAAGCAGCCGCAUAUGCUGGCGUACCUGGCGGUUCACGCGCAGAAGCAGAGCGAAGGAGGGCGAUGGCGCUCAAGGCACUCGAUCAGCGCAUGGCGUCCAAGCCGCCAACUCGGCCCGCACCUGCAGCAUCGAGCGAGCCUAACAGUGCAGGCCUGAGUGAGGUCACACAUGCUUCUGCCAUGCCAUCAGCGCUCAGCGCGCCAAAUGAGACGGUCUUUGACGCCUCACAAGCACUGGACAUGAAGAAGGAGAGAGACUAGAGGCGCGACACGCUCUCGUCGCCGGGCACGAUGUGACGAUAAUUGCAGCAUGCAUGUAGUCUGUCUACAUUCGGAUUUGACAUACAACAACGCUUUCCUCUGAAUGACGGAUAAGAUCCAUCUUAGCCAGGUCCGACCUUGGGAAUGUCGUAGUGCUCUGACAGGCUCUCUAGCUUGCUGUUGAAGCUGGCCACACGAUCCUUGUGAGUGACCUGGGCUUGCUUUGCCACCUUGUCCGCGAGCUGAAGGGCAAUGUCAGCGUGUGGGAACGGGCUAAACGGUGUACGGGCACUCACGCGCUUCCUCUGAGUCUCUUCGAACCUCAG